This is a messenger RNA of Cynoglossus semilaevis (tongue sole), 3384 nucleotides long. Its product is annotated as alpha-N-acetylgalactosaminidase-like. Gene Ontology annotation, cellular component: cytoplasm. Gene Ontology annotation, molecular function: alpha-galactosidase activity. Bases 123 to 1430 code for a protein of 435 amino acids. Gene Ontology annotation, biological process: glycoside catabolic process; oligosaccharide metabolic process. The record is from RefSeq and is a predicted model, not a curated record. The transcript has 9 exons. Lineage: Eukaryota; Metazoa; Chordata; Actinopteri; Pleuronectiformes; Cynoglossidae.
GUGAGGUAGUGUAGUCACGUGACCUACAGGACCACAUGACCAUACCAGGAAGUGAGGAACGUUAACUGACUAUCAGGUACGAACUGACCGAAAAAGGGGAUGUAAAGCUUAGGUAAAUAGUGAUGGAGCUCGUAGAUUUAACCCUGUUCCUCACUGGGCUCUCCCUGACUGUGGCUCUGGACAAUGGAUUGCUCAGAACUCCACCUAUGGGAUGGAUGGCCUGGGAACGCUUUCGCUGUGACAUUGAUUGUACGUAUGACCCAAAGAACUGCAUCAGUGAGGGUCUGUUCAGAGACAUGGCUGACAGGCUGGUUGAGGAUGGCUGGAAAGAACUUGGAUACGAGUAUGUUAUCAUCGAUGACUGCUGGGUGUCUAAGCAGAGAGAUGAUCAAGGUCGACUGCAGCCAGACCCAACCAGGUUUCCAGGUGGGAUUGCAAAACUUGCAAGGUACAUCCAUGACCGUGGGUUGAAGCUGGGCAUCUAUUCAGACAUGGGUUCUCAUACAUGUAUGGGAUUCCCUGGAACCACACUGGACAAAAUUGAGAUUGAUGCCCAGACCUUUGCCAGCUGGGGGGUGGACUAUCUCAAGUUUGAUGGCUGCUACUCAAACCCUGUAGAACAGAUGCUGGGAUACCCUCAGAUGUCUAAGGCCUUGAAUGCUACAGGCAGACCAAUAGCGUACUCCUGUAGCUGGCCGGCCUAUCUGGGAGGACUGCCACCUAAUGUGAACUACUCACUGCUGGGAGAAAUCUGUCACCUGUGGAGAAAUUAUGAUGAUAUCCAGGAUUCCUGGGACAGUGUUCAAGGCAUCAUUGAGUGGUUUGCCAGUAACCAGGAUGUGCUGCAGCCAGCUGCAGGGCCUGGACGAUGGAAUGACCCCGACAUGCUCAUCAUUGGAAACUUUGGUCUGAGUGUGGAACAGGCCCGUUCACAGAUGGCUCUGUGGGCCAUAAUGGCAGCCCCUCUCAUUAUGUCCAAUGACCUACGAAACCUGGACAACUGGGCCACAGCCAUCCUACAGAACAAGGCGGCCAUUGCCAUCAACCAGGACCCACUGGGGAUCCAGGGCAGACGUCUGGUGCAGGAGAAGAGUCAUAUUGAUGUGUUCUGGAGGCCUCUGUCAAACUCAGCCAGCGCUCUGGUCUUUCUGAGCCACAGGACAGACAUGCCCUUCUUAUACCACACCUCUCUGGCCAAACUCAACUACCAACCUGGCAACUACAUGGUCUAUGAUGUGUUUACGUCCUCCACAGUGACCCGGUUAAAAGCUUCAACAGACUUCACCGUCUCAAUCAACCCCACGGGUGUGGUCAUGUGGUACGUCUAUCCACAACAACAAUCCCAACGUUUACAUCUUCACCACCAGCAACACAGAAAGGAGUCACAUGUGAGAUAUCGUAAACCGAAAGCUGAAAGCACAGUGUUAUAAGGAAACAAAAUGAAGCGAAUCCCUUGAAAUUAUGACUGAAAUCAAGCUGUAACUACUUAGUCAUGCACCUGCGAUUCCUCAGUCAUCCAAAAUGUAGCGCUAGCAUUCCUCUGGUUUCUCUAAACUCUCAAAUGUUUGACAUAAAAAAUAAUAAUAAUAACAAAUUCUCUUCACAUAUUUUUUUUAUAUGAACAAUUCCAUCAUUUUUAUUUGUCACAAAUAAAAACAGUUAUCAUACACAUACAUUAUGACUAACAAAAUGUUAAUAGUUUGUCAGCCCUAAUAUACAUGUGUGUGCGUGGGUCUGCGUGCACGAGCUCGUGUGUAUAUUUGAUUCAGUUGAUUCAGUGUGUCAUUUCUCAAACAGAAACUCAAACUUGUCUCCAUCUGCUGGUUCUUCCAGGUUACUGCCUGCCUCUAAUAAUAACUAAUUUGAAUCUGUCUGCAGGUUGAAAUGUAUCUGCUUGUGUUUUAUAGCAUUGUCAAAUAUUUCACACAGAGUAUCUUUGGGUUUGGCAUUUGCUAUCACUGAAUAAUUUUAACCAAGUGGCUUCAGAAAAAUACUGUAAUGUUUAUUGGGCAUUUUAAAUGGUGACUAAAGUGGCAGCAGAGUGUGUUAAUGCACCAUGAUUGGUCCAAGCCUGUGUGAACAGUUAUCUGAUACCUGAACUGUUAUCAUGGGAUUAUAACAAACAAAUGUUAGAAUGACUGAUUAUACAUGAAAAUUAAAGUAAUCAUUUUCAUAAUUAAUGAAUGACACUGAAAUUUACAAGUACAGUUAAUAAAAAGAUGGUGAAUUAGGUAAAGUAUCAGUAGAAAAAACAACUUUCUUUUUACUAAGGUGACCUGAGCUUCAACUAGACUAAAAGUGCAAUAAAAAUGGUGUUAAUUAUUCAUCCGACAUUUGGAAGUUUUCAGUGCUCGCGAAGAUUUUUUUCUAAAUUCUGUAAAUAUCCUCCUGGGUCAAAUGUCGUUUUUGAAUAUGGUUCCAAUCCCUUCAGUUUAAUUCCCAGCAAAUGCAAAUACACAAACUGUAUUUCUGUCAGUUUUGGACAUGUGACUGGAGCUCCGUGAGGACUCUACCUGGCAUCAUCUCCUGUGGUUCUGGGGAUUCAAACUCACAUGUUUCCUCUGUGAUCCAGACAUCGAUUAAUUAAACCCUACGGCCCCACUUUGACUUGACUCGCACAUUUCCUUGGUGACUUUGAGCUCUGAGGAAUUUCAUACUGAGAACAGCUAUUACCCUUAGGUGCAGGUGAUUCUGAUCUGUUCCCUUAUUUAGAUCUUCACGGUGCUAAGAAACAGAUCACCGCCUUCUCGACAGAGACAGAGGACGCACAGACGGACAUCGUCUCCAUUUUAGAGUUUAACACAAGGUUUUCAUGUGGAGCUUUUGUACUGGGGUGACCCUCUUUACCAGCUGUGCUGCUCUGAGCCCCCUGUUGUUACUGGACUCUUCCUGUGGCCCCGGGUUCUGCUGAGCCUGAGGAAGUGGUCCAUGUCCACCCACGUGUUUCCCACUGCAGAGCCCCCUAUAGGCCUGCCCGGGUUCAGUGUGGGUCAGUGCCCCUCUGCCAGCUGCCAUCAGUCACGGGUGAAUCCACAAAGGAAGACAUCAAACGGCCUGACAGUUGUAUUUGUGUGUUUGGAUCUUACAGUAUAUGCUGACACAAAAUAUUUACAGAGGCCCAGAGCCAUUCAGCUGUUUUCAACUAUUCAACAGGAAUAAGCUGGAGUGCAUCUCCGCUGACAGUUUGGAAGUCUGGUAAACUGAACUGACUGAUGGAAAUCAUUAUCUCGAAGUAUCAACAUUAAAUAGAAGGGAAAUGUGUUUUGACAUUUAAAGUCAGUCAGAUGAUGUACAUGCACAGACUUUCUAUGGAGUGUAUUAGUUGGUAUUUUUCUUUUCUGAUAUUGAGAAAUUGAAGUUGAAUAAAAGUGUUAGACAUUACAG